AUGCCCACUCUGGAACCGUCCGCCACCACGACCGAAUCCACGACCGCCGGCGUGCGGAGACGUGCAGUCCAGGUCCGGAAAGCUCGAUCAGACGAUGCGGCGGCCAUCGCAGCCCUCGGGGCUCACGUCUUCAGCGCCACCUUCGGCCACUCGGUCUCACCCGACGAGCUGCAGGCGUACCUGGACAAGGACUACGCGACGGCGUCCAUCGCGGCGGACCUCGAGGACCCGCACAAAGACACGCUGGUCGGCGUCGACGAAAACGACAGGCUGGUCGGCUUCGCACUCCUCACGCGGAACUCGGUCGAGCCGUGCGUCGAGUCGCUCGAGAGCACGGUCGAGCUGCAGCGGAUUUACGUCGACACGGCUGCGCAUGGGAAGGGGGUGGGCGGUUUGCUGGCGAGGGCGGUGGAGAAGCUGGCGAGGGAGCAGGGGUUUCGCAACAUGUGGCUGGGGGUGUGGGAGGAGAAUGCUGUGGCGCAGAAGGCGUAUGAGAAGUGGGGUUACAAGAAGGUUGGAACGCACGACUUCGUCGUCGGCACGGUGGUGCAGACGGACUGGAUCAUGGCAAAGGCGCUGUAG
Messenger RNA from Diplodia corticola, 582 nucleotides. RefSeq names its product acyl-n-acyltransferase protein. The coding region runs from base 1 to 582 and encodes 193 amino acids. Gene Ontology annotation, molecular function: acyltransferase activity, transferring groups other than amino-acyl groups. NCBI's taxonomy places the organism in Eukaryota, Fungi, Ascomycota, Dothideomycetes, Botryosphaeriales, Botryosphaeriaceae. The transcript is spliced from 2 exons. The record is from RefSeq and is a predicted model, not a curated record.